Messenger RNA from Dreissena polymorpha, 1653 nucleotides. RefSeq lists its product as uncharacterized. The transcript is spliced from 2 exons. NCBI's taxonomy places the organism in Eukaryota, Metazoa, Mollusca, Bivalvia, Myida, Dreissenidae. The coding region runs from base 1 to 1653 and encodes 550 amino acids. The record is from RefSeq and is a predicted model, not a curated record.
AUGAAUGUUGUGAAACAGAAACAGCUUUGUUUUAACUGCUUGGGUAAACACCGAAUCACAGAAUGCAAGUCAAACGGACGCUGUCAAAACUGCCACCGGAAGCAUCACACUUCUAUCUGUAAGGAGCUACAAAGAAAACCGGAAGUUGAAUCGCCGCAACCGGAAGCCGCCGUAUUCUUCUCGUCUACAAAGAGGUCGAACGCAGACGUUAUAUUAAAGACCGCCAUUGCCCCUGUUUCGUCGUCUCACACUACAACGGAUGCCGCCAUAUUAGUCGACGAAGGCGCACAGCGAUCCUUUAUCACCAGAAAGCUUGCUGACGAUCUUCAACUAGAGAGUGAUGGAAUAGAAACACUUAGCCUGACGGGAUUCGGAGGAAGUAAUAACAGAAGCUUACAGCAACUAGAACGCACGACAGUGUACAUAGUUUCGAAGAGAAAGAAGAUACCUGUUAGUGUACUCAUCGUCCCCACUAUUGCGGCUCCCAUCAGAUGCGGAUAUCUUAGAUCGACUGCGGAACUUCCGUACCUGCGGGGAUUGAAGUUGGCUCAUUCCGUUACAGGUGACACGUUAUUUGACAUUUCAUUACUCGUUGGAGCUGACCACUAUUGGGAUAUUGUCGAAGAUCAUGUUGUUCGAGGGAACGGGCCGACCACCGUCAAGUCUAAGAUUGGUUAUUUACUGUCCGGUCCGAUGCCCUCCACGUCUCAUGCGUCAGCUGAUAAGCACAUCUUGAACGUACUUGCAUCGCGCGCCCCAGAACACAGCAUAUUAGAACGUUUCUGGAGUCUUGAGAACAUGAGUAUCUCACCUUUAGAACCUGACCGGAAGUCUGUCGAGUACCUACAGCAAUACCAAGCGACAGCUAUUGAGUACGACAACGGAAGGUACCAUGCCAAACUUCCAUGGAAGCAAGACCACCCUGCUCUACCAACAAACCACAACAUAGCCUUGAACAGAACUGUUGGGGCUAUUCAGAGGUUGCGCAAUGAACCGGAAGUGCCUCGGGCACAUGUGGAAAAAGAAUCAUCAACGACACCCAUACGCAUCGUCUACGAUUGUAGCUGCCGUCAGUCACGUGAUUCACCAAGCUUGAACGAAUGCCUGAAAUCAACGCCACCGGCAUUGAACGAGCUUACGUCGAUUCUUACAAUCGUCACAGAAAUCGAGGCUGUAAUUAACGAUCGGCCAUUGACGUAUGCAUCAACAGAUCUUAACGACCCCUCGCAUAUCACGCCGUCGCAGCUGUUAUACGGUCGCCGAGUUACAACGCUGCCACACGAUGACGUCACAUUCGAUGCCGGGAGUACUGUCGCUGCAGCCGAUCAUGCUACAUUUAACCGCAUGGCAAGGCGACGUGAGCUGCUCAUACAACAGUUAUACAGACGCUGGAAGACUGAAUACCUUACGUCACUCCGCGAGCACCACCGGGUGUCUGGUUCCAACACGCAGACGAUCAACACCGGGGACGUGGUGCAGAUCCAUGAUGAUGGCCCGAGAUGUCGAUGGAAACUUGCCGUGAUCGUCGAUGUUGUUGCCGAAAGGGACGGGCAUGUUUACGAGGCGAAAGCGCGAAUCAGUAACGGAUUGUAUACCAUAAGGCCAAUAGCGAAACUUUAUUCCCUGGAAGUGAUAAGUGUCAAUGGAAACUGA